Messenger RNA from Postia placenta MAD-698-R-SB12, 2274 nucleotides. RefSeq lists its product as hypothetical. The coding region runs from base 1 to 2274 and encodes 757 amino acids. The transcript is spliced from 5 exons. Lineage: Eukaryota; Fungi; Basidiomycota; Agaricomycetes; Polyporales; Adustoporiaceae. The record is from RefSeq and is a predicted model, not a curated record.
AUGCAUUUACACCAGGUGUCGCUCCCCACCAUACCUGACGUGGACUCCACUCGCGAAGCGGGGCGUACUCCGUCGCCGUCGCCAUCGUAUCGGUCCGACUCAGACACACUUCCUGCUGAAGACGAAGAAUCCAUGCUUGGCGCCGUGUCAACGGAGCAUGAGGAAACGGACACCGCUGUGCAUUCACGACUCACGCUGAGGCUCAGCAUCGCACGAAGUCUCUCGCCAUUUGUCCCGAACUUCGACCAUUCGUGCUUGGACGCCCUGGACGACUUGCUCCUGACGUCGCCGGCGGACUCGUUUGCGGACGUGUGCUAUGCGGCUUCCAUAUGCGACGCCGGUUCGGACGACAUGCCUCUUAGCCGCAUUGCGAGCCCGACGUCGUUCGCGUCUAUUUCAUAUGCGAGGCCGCGCGCGGGGAAGGCGUUUGAUAGGACCCUUCUUUCCGUCGAGACGGAUCAUGAGCGCGCAUUGGCACAAGCUACAUCUGAUGCUGUAACGCAAGAUGGCGCGGUGGAUCUCUCGACACCCAUGCGGUUCUACUCGCUGCGUGCGCUCCCUCCUCUGCCCGUAUCCCCCCCUCCGCAGCCGGAGACUCCGGGUUUGUCGCCGACACGGGUGCACAGUCCGCUGUCGGUGUCGUCGUUGUCGGAGCCAGGCAGUCCGCCUAUGCAGGACUUUGGAGCGCCAUUUGGGGCGGAACCAAUCUUAGACCCCAACCUUGAACAGGAGGUCGCCCUUGGUUCUCCGCGUCUAAGGACGGGCGCAUUCAUGCUACCAAGCUGGGAUGAGAUUAUGGAGGAGGAAGCUGGCGACCAUCCUGCACAUGCGGAUGCGGAUACGAACCACGUACAGGUGACCGGGGAGCAUUUUGGUUAUCCGCUCCUCUCCGAGAACGCGAAGAAUACGGUGUUCGCGUACCCAUACUCGCUCGACGCGGACGGACACCCUUACAUAUUCUCUCGGGCCCUACCAGACCCGACGUGCUCCGUCCACUGCUUCCCGCGGUGGGUGGACGACACCGGAGUGCGAAAGAACAAGCGCGGGCCGCUGAGCGUGCUGACGAUGUUCAGGGGCUGGACGGCGACUACCCUCAUGAACCGGCCCUGCGCGCCGGUGGCCUCUUGUAUCGCCACACCACCUGUUACUCUCUUUUGUUCGCUCACGUCUCGCCUCCCGCCCAUCGACUUGUACGAGCCCCCGAUUCUAGUUCCGUGUACACGCUCGACCGCAGGCAUCUCGCAUACACAAGAGUCUCAGGAGGACAUCGUCGGCUUGCACGCAAUCGGGUCUCCACGUUGGAGGCCGUAUUCAAGUAUCUUGGACCGCGAGUCGAAACGCGAAAGCGAUGCACAUGAUGUGCGCCGCGAACGGCUGCGCAUCAUGGCAGAGGAGACACUGGAUGCCAUAGAGAGAGGUCACUAUGUCCUGGACGGCACGCAGCACGACCUGAGCGCCGGCGUCGCGCUCUCCAGGAGGAACGUCAAGUAUUACUCCCCAGAUUCCCUGCUCUCCGGAUGGUCGACCAUGCGUCCCCCCGGCCGCACCACGCCUGCGGAGAUCUCCGUCCUCGAGGUGUCCACGCUGGAGGGGGCUCGCCUGCUGUCCGCGCAGCGCAGCGACCCCGCGCGGCGCGUCGGCAUCCUCAACUUCGCAUCCGCCACGAAGCCGGGGGGCGGCUUCAAGAACGGCGCGCAGGCGCAGGAGGAGUCGAUCGCGCGCGCGUCGACGCUAUACCCGACGCUGGUCACGCCGCUCGCGCAGACGUUCUACGCCCUGCACCUCGCCGGCGGGCGCGGCGGGUACUACACGCACGCGAUGGUGUACUCGCCGGGCGUGACGCUCUUCCGCGACGACGCGGGCGGGUGGGCCGCGCCGCUGGACGUGGAUGUGCUCACGAGCGCGGCGGUGAACGCGGGCGUCGUGCGGCAGCGCCUGCCCGCCCGGCUGGUGGGCGCAGACGACGGCGGGGCGGUGGAGGAGAGGAUCGCGGGCGUGAUGCGCGAGCGGAUGGCGCGCGUGCUGUGCCUGUUCGAGGUGCAGGGUGUGCGGGACGUCGUGCUGGGCAGCUUCGGGACCGGGGUGUUCCGCAACGACGUUGGCCUGGUGGCGGGCAUAUGGGCGGAUUUGCUGCUGGGCGAGGGCGCGCGGUUUGGGGCGUCGUUCGAGCGCGUGGUGUUUGCGAUCCUUGGGCGGCCCACUUUCGAGACGUUUGAGAGGGUGUUUGCCGAACGGCGGACGGGUCCUGUGGCUGCCGGCCGGACGUCAUCAUGA